GCGGACCAGGGCAGCUCCAGUACAGCGGAGCUCUCGGAGUUUAGCAGCACUGACUGCGGGAUUAACCAUGAGUGGCUUGAAAGAUUUGUGCGACUUGGUGUCCGGGUUGAGCUUCUUGCACACGGACACCCCGAGCUCCUUGCAGCCGCCUGUCCCGGACCGCAAGGCGGUGAGACCCCCGGCCGGCUUCCGCCGUCACUCCACGGGCCCGGUGCUGCCGACGGGGGCUCCGUGCUGGGCCGAGGAUCCUCGGCACCGCCGCCACCGGGUGCCGCCGGGCCUGAGCCGCUGCCUGAGCCACGGCGACUCGCUGGAGGAGGAGCAGGAGCAGGAGGAGGCCCCGCGGGGCCUAGCCGGGCCUGGGCCUGGAGUACAGCAGCCGAGCCCCCGCUACAAGACCGAGCUGUGCCGGCCUUUCCAGGAGAGCGGCCUGUGCCGGUACGGGGACAAGUGUCAGUUCGCCCACGGCCUCGGGGAGCUGCGGAUCGUCAGCCGCCACCCCAAGUACAAGACCGAGCUGUGCCGGACCUUCCACUCGAGCGGCUUCUGCCCGUACGGCUCCCGCUGUCACUUCAUCCACCACCCGGCCGAGGAGAGGCCUAGCCGGCCGCGCCUCCAGCAGAGCACCAGCUUCUCCGGCUUCACCUCCACCUCCACCUCCCCGGGGCCUGAGCUGCCGGACUGGGACUCCCUCCGGGCGGCUGUCAGCCACGAGUUCGCCCGGGUCAUGGGGCUGAGCAGCUGCUGCUGCAGCAGCCGGGCCGGGGCCUGCCCCAAGGCCUGGGCCUCCUCCUCCUCCUCCUCCUCCCAGCACUGUCCCCCGGAGAUCGCCCUCACCCUCACCUCCGGCUCCGGCUCCUUCCGCAGCCCCUACCCCGACUCCCUGAGCGACAACGAGGAGUUCAGCAGCAGCAGCGGCGGCAGCAGCGGCUCCGAGUCCCCGGUCUUCGAGCACCAGGCCCGGCGCCUCCCGAUCUUCAGCAGGAUCUCGGUGUCUGAGGAUUGAGGAGCGGGGAGAGAGACCUGACCCAGGCACAGGCCGGGGCUCACCCUGAGGGAGAAGGCAAUACCCCUCUCACCUACCCACACCCACUCUCUGCCCCACAACCCCCUCACCUUCCCCUUCUCACCCCUCUCUUUCUCUACCUCUCUC
Messenger RNA from Chiloscyllium plagiosum (whitespotted bambooshark), 1153 nucleotides. Lineage: Eukaryota; Metazoa; Chordata; Chondrichthyes; Orectolobiformes; Hemiscylliidae. The record is from RefSeq and is a predicted model, not a curated record.